Messenger RNA from Cinara cedri, 11879 nucleotides. The record is from the annotation of a GenBank genome assembly. Lineage: Eukaryota; Metazoa; Arthropoda; Insecta; Hemiptera; Aphididae.
CCGCCGUUCGGUUAUCCCCCACAUGCACACACGCGUUUCUAGCAACACGGCGGCACACCGACCACCGCCGCCGCAGCGUUUCGGUUUCACCGCGUCGCUAUCGUUCUCGUUAGUGCUGCCUGCGACUAGGACGUCGAUUCCGCGUUCGAGUUCGUGUAUCAGCUGCUGUUCUGUCCGGUUUGUGCCUCUCCGUCGCGCGCCGGUCGACCCUCGAACGCAAUCACGAUUGUCAUUACCGUGUCAUUCGAAUCGCCGUCGAAUUAUCACUCGUCGUUACCAAUUUGUAUUAUUGUUAUAUAUAUAUUUUUUUUUUUUUUUUUUUUUUUUUAUUAUCGUGCAAUAUCGACGAUCGUUUAGAUUUUCAAUCAAUACACGUAUAAUUAACCAUUGUUAUAAUAUUAUUAUUGUAUUAUUGUACUGUGCAGCCGGUAUACGUUUAACGUCCGUUCGAACGACCCGUCGUUGCCGAAUUGAAUUGUCGGCGUUUGAAGUUUUGAAAAAAAUUUUUUUUUUUUAUAAUAAACAUAUAGUACCCAUAUUUUUAUAUAUGUAAAAUAUAUAACCGUUCACCGCCGGUAAUUGAUUCGUCGUAAACGGGACAAACGGUAUUUAUAUAAAUUCAAAUUUUGUGUUGCGCAGGAUAGUGACGGGUGCAGAGCGAUACACACGUUGAAAACGACCGUUUUUUUUUUUUUUUCUACCGAGCUUUCGAAAAUCGCACGGAAUUCGUAUUUCGCGCCGCAUACCAUUGCACGCUCACACACACACACGUAUAUAUCUCUAUAUAUACACAGACAGAUACUCGGUGGCGGCAGCACCGAUAUCCGCGCACACGUAAGGACGUCGUCGGCAUGCGCCCGGAGGUAAGUGGGUCAGGAUCGUGGUUAUGAUAUAAGUAUAAUAAUAAUGGUGCAAUAAUGUUCCACUUUUUUUUUUCUCUCCGCAUUACCACCUAUUAUAUUAUUAUUUCACUUCGGCGUUUCGUUUUCUACGAUACGACACUGUGACUAUGAUACUAUAGUAUAAUAUCGUGUAUCCCCUCCGUCCCCUCCCCGCUCCGCUCAUUAAUCUCUCUCCCUCCCCUCCCCACUCUGUAGUAGUAGUAGUAAUAAAUAGUAAAAUAUCGGUUUUUACGUUUUUUUUUUUUUUUUUAUCUUCGCCGCACGGCCUAUAUUCGAAACGCAUUUUUAUUUUUAUUUAUUUAUUUUUGGAAAUUCCCACGUACAACUAUGCGCGCGCGGUCUGCCCGCGUUACCCGUUACUAUACGUCCCCGGGGCGCCGCGCUUCGCCCCCGUUACCGAAAUUUCGUCGCCGAUACACGUCGCGUCGUACAAUAAUAUCGUAUACACCCGAUACACGAUAAUACAUAAUAUAUGCCUAGUUCAGGGCCGUCCGAGUUGUAAUCUUGUACUUGACAUUAAUCAAACAAAUUUUUCGCGUGUAAAACCCCGUAAUCGUUUCUGUGUCGCAUGCGUGCGAGUGUGUGCGUCAGUGCGCGGGCGCGCGCCUGCGUUCCCGUGCGUGUGCGCGUCGCGGCGUCGUAUACGCGUCCGAGACACACGAGUGGUGGAUCGCGAUCUGGCGCGCGCGCGUGUGUGCGUGGGGCUCUGUAUUAUAUUAUGUGCGCGUGCGAACGUUCCACUUCCACUCCGGCGCCGACGGUUUACGGUGUUCUUACUACGCGGCGACGACGUCGGCGAAGUGCCGUUUAACCGAUUUUCGUUUUUCGCAUUCCGGUUUUUUCGUGGUUUUUCUUUUUCCCCGUCGUUUACUUCCACUCGCGUUCGCCGUCUGGUACUCGGUAAUACGCGCUCGUACAUUUCACAUCGUGUCGUCGAUGGCUGCCAAUAACGAUCGUCGUCGUCUCCCCCGUCGUCCGCGUCUCCCUCAUCACGGAACGGUAAGAGAAUAAGUGAAUAAGCCGUCAUAACAUAUUUCGGCUAGACGUCGUACCUUUAUUACGGAUGUAAUAUUAUAAAAUCGUAAUGAAAUUAUAGUAGAGCGGUCGGCAUCCGUGUGACGAUAUUGUUGUUGUUUCGAUCACGUUGUCACGUAUUACGUUUGUUGUUCGGUUCUUCCAUCGGUAUUCCUCCCGACGCCGAUAUUGUUGUAAUAGAAAAAAUGUACGCAAUAUGUACGACGAUAAUUCGCUUUAUCGUUGUUAUAUUACGCGCAAUAAACGGGUAGAGUGUACGGCGACGUAUUAUUAAUAAUAUUGUACCGCGCGUACCCACGAUAUUUCCGUAUCCCGAUUUCCGGACGCGCCGGGUACCUAAUUUAUAACGACCGUUAGGUACCGUAUUAUCAUCGGUUUAUACCGCAGCGACGCAUCACACCUGUUGUAGGCUACCGAUUAUUUCAGUAAUAGGGCGCUUAUGAAUUUAAUCGUUUAAGCGGAUACACUUAAUUAUAACAGUGCGUACGUUUUGGCGGUUUUUUUUUUUUUUUUUUAUUAUUAUUCGGUCGCACAAUAAUAACCCGCCUGUUGAAAAACGUCCCGUUUGUCGUGCGUUCCGGUAUACCUAUAUAAAUACCCAAUAACGUAAUAUUAUUUUAUUAUCUCGUCGAGUGGAUUCAACGCCGUCGUUUUCGUGUCGGGUUAAUUUCUAAUAAUUACAUAAGUUUCAAGUUUAAACGCACACAAAACGAGUGUUCAAGGUUGACACACUCACGGACGUUGGUUACAUUACUAGUUUUAAAAUAGUCUCGUAGCCCGACGUUAAUUGUUACACGUUUUAUUAUAUUCUGCCGUGGACACGCCGCCGCCGCCUAAUAAGUGAUUGUUUUUUUUUUUUUGUAAAUGUUUUUUCUCGUCGUAUGCUGGGAGGUUGUGUAUUGAUAUUGUAAUAUUAUUGUUAUUAGGCAGGUAUUGGAUUUUUUUUCGUUUUUCCUCUGGAACUAUUAUUUGUUUGAAGUCGUACGCUAGGACAUUUUUUUGGCUACCCGUGUACGCUGUACAUUAGACGUAUGAAACCAAUUAAAAUAUAAUACGAAACUAAUUACAAUAACGAGAAAGUUAAUAUUUCCUGAAGGUAAACACCUCUCUCCUUCUAUUUCUAAAAUUUGGUAUCCACUAUAUUGAAUUUUGUGAGCUAUAUAGGUAUCAUUAAUAUUUGUAUCGUUCAAAUUUAGGCGCUUACACCUAUAUUAAAAAAAUUGGAUUAAAUUGUUUUUUUGUUUUUUUUUUUUUUGUUUUAGGAAACUUUUAGGUACAUGUUUUUGAAAUUUACCUAUAUUGCCUGUAUCGUUAUUUUCAGAAUCGAACAGAAAAUUUGGAGUGGAAUGUGGUGUCGAAAAAAAAAAUGGGUCGCGCUCAGCUAAAUAAUAGGCUUUUGAAACCAUAUUACCUAAAAUAUAAAGUGAAAUUCGAUGAUUGUGUCAGAAACUCUUGACUCGAAAUAAAAUUUACAGCAUAUUUCAACAAGUGUUAACGAAGCCAGAAUCGCAACUGAGAAAACAAGUUUAAGCAUUUUUUAUACUUUUUUUCUAGGAGUUCCAAAUAAAUAAUUUACAAUUAUACACCUAAUACUCGAUUAAAUCUAUUUUUUGAAUUUCCAGGAAUUAGGAAGAAGCUUUUUUAAUUUAAAAUUUAAAUAUAAUUUGGGUUGAUAUCCAUUAUGGUUGAGAUUUUAUUUAUUCAUUUUGAUUCAAAAAUAUUUCAUUUCUUUUAAUUACCUAUUGUAUAAGUAUACUUAAAUUUUUUAAAAAUGGAUAGCUUUAACUUACGUAUACCUUUACUUGUAGCAAUGAACUUUAGCUGAUAUUAUUCUGAGAGUGGGUAAAUUACCUAAGAUGGAUGUAUUCUAUGAUGAACAAGGAUAUUACGAUCAUUACAUUUUUGUCAUCUACAAAUCGCAUAUAACUUAAAUAUGAUUAUUCAAGAUAAUUUUUGCUGAUAAAUUUGAAAAUUAGGUAAGAUUCAUAAUACCUCUGCACAUGGAUGUUAAAUAUUGCGUUUUCAACAAAUACAAAAUAGAUAUUUUACUAUCUUAUUGUGGGGUUUGAUAUAUUCUUAAACUGAGUAUAAUCUUAUCGCUAAUAACAACGUCAAAGUACCUAUAAAUAAAUUAAAUAUGUAGAACUUUUUUAAUUUAAUAUAAUUUAGGUACCUAUAUUUGCUAGGUUAUUUAAAAUGUAAUUUGUUUAUUUUUAACAAAGCCUUGAAAAUCUUUAUUAUUUACAUUAAUACCUAUAUAAUCAAUAUUAGAUAUUGUUUAAUAUCAUUUAUAUGUAUAUAAACCUAUAUACAUUAACCAUAUAAAUAUUAUAAUUGAAUGUAUAAUAUGAUUUGCUAUUAUGAUUGAAGUAGGUUAUAUAAUAAUUGUGUAUUAAUUAUAAUUUUUUGAAAUAUAACCUUUGUAAUCGUCUUAUACGUUCUAAACAUUUAAAUAAAAUUAUGUACCUAAAUAGUUGUAAUUUUAAUAAUUGUUUUUUUUUUUUUUUUUUUUGUUUACUUUUAUAUUGGUAAUUAUUUUUUAAAUAACCUUUUUAUGGUAAUGUUUCAGGUUGGAUUAUGACAAAGAAUUACACAUUUUGUAUACUGAUCCAUUGUAUAAAUAGUAAUUAGAAGUAUCUAGUAUCAUGAGAGUUAAUGUUGGUAUUGAAGAAUCGUAUAUAAAUAGUCAAAACAGUGCUUUCCAAAGAUAUAGAUCCACUAAAGCUCAAAUGCUCUCCAGUCAACGUAGCAGUUCAAUAAUGGAUAAUGAAUCAUUUAAGUUGCCAAGCGGUAGCUGGCCGAAUAGUACACCGCCAAAUAUUGAACUCAAAUUAACGGUAAGAAGAUUUAAUAAAUUUAUUAUUUAAAAUUUGUUAACUCUGUUGGUAAUAAUAAUAAUAAUAAAAAAAAAAACUACAGCAGAUUUUGUAUAUCAAUAUAAUUGUAUAGAUUAAUAAUUUUUAUAUUUGUACAAAUACUAAUAAAUAUAAUAAUAUAAUAUAUAUAAUUAUAUUAAUUGAGAUAUUUAUUGUAUAAAUUGGAAAAUGUAAUACAAUUAUUAUACUUAAAAAUUAUUAUAUAUGGACAUUUGGACUAAAUUAUGAUAUAAAAGACUCAUAUUGAAUAUUAUAAUCAAAAUCCACUAUACUACUCCCAUUACACUCUCUCUGAUGCGGAAAAACUAUAGGAAAUAUAGAUAAUUAUUGCAAUGAUCCAUUGAUAUUGUAUAAUAAUGUUGAAUGGGUGUACAAUGUGGAAUUGCACAAUAUUGGUAUCAUUUAAUUUGUUUAAAAAUUGAUAAGAACUUACCAGAGUUUAUAUUUGUAAUAUAAUAUGUAGAAACUAAAGAAAAUUAUAAUUGAUUGUAAUUUUAUAUACUCUAUUAAUUGUAUAUAUUUUUGUUUAAUAAUUUCAUAACUAAAAUUUAAUUUGUCUAUAAUGCAACAUUAUAAUAAGUUUAUUUCAAUUUUGAUAAAAAUGUUUUAUUUGUGUGAGAGGUAGCAUGUUUGUAAAAGUAAUAAUUUAAAAAAACUAAAUAACUUUGUAUUAUAAUAAUAGUUGCCUACGAUUUUGUUCUCGUUUUCACUAUUUUUAAAUGACUUACCAUCUUGCUUACCGUCUAUUGUAAAAUCUGGGAACUGGCUAAAAUUACUUUGGUUGUUAUUCACAGGAAGUUAUGGCUAUUUAUUUUUUAUUCAUAUUUAUAUUAACUCUAGAUGUCUUGAGCCCGCAUUGCACGUGUAUUGUAACAACCUAACCUAACCAAUCAGAAAUUAACCGAAAGUUAUAUUUCUUGUAUUUCAAAGACAAAGCGUUAUGUUUGAGAUGACCUUAAUCAGAGAAAUGUUGAGAUAAAAUAUAGCUUAGAUUACUUAGGGAUAGUAUACCUUUGAGAAAUAGCAUUCUAUAUUUUUAUAUUUACCCCCUUUUACACUUUUUAAUCCUUUUAGUUGUUGAAUUUUGGAAAAAUCUUUCUUAGUACUCUGUGAUAUCAUGGAACAGAAUUUCUUAAUAUAUCAAUAUUUAUAUAUAAUAAUAUUUUUGUGUAAAUUAUUAUUGUAUUCAAUUUCAAACUAUUUUCCCCGAAACAAUUUACAUAUACUUAUAUAUCUUUUGAAUAGCAUGUAUGCAAACAUUUAAAAUUUAGGUUUUUACAGUUUGGUAAGGAGAUAUUAUACUCAAUUAGGGCUCAAACCAUAAUAAUAAUUAAUAAUUAAACUAUAAUUAAGUAUAGGAAAAAAUAACAAAUCAGACUAAAAAAAAAUGUUUAAAGGAAAAUAUUUAAGUAGACAUAUACAUGAACAUUUUUUGUUAAAACCAUAUUUUUGCUACAAAAAUGACAUAUUUAAAAACAAUGGCUGGGUUUUAAAUUUUAUAAUUAUUCAAGUUAGUUAAUACCACCCCUAAAAGGAGUGUCAAAGAUUUUAAAAAAAUUAAAUUUUGUCAUCUCUGUUGUGUUAUUACCGCAUGGUUGUGCUAACCCUGUUUAAUAUGUUGGCUUUCAAUUGGCUAUUCCUAGGGGGAAAAAAAAAAUUCUCUAUUUCCUAUAGUUUUUUUGCCAAUGAAGGGAGGGUAAUGGAAGUAGGCAGCUGGUUUUUGAAUAUAACGUCUGAUAGAUAUCUACAGGUUAAUAUAAAUAAAUAAAUACAGAUAUGCCCAUGCCCUAUAAGACCUAAAUCUGGAGAAUUUAGUCUGGUUAGUAAAUAAGACUAAAUAUAAAGAUAUUAAUAAAAUAACUCAAUAUAUUUAAUAUUUAUAUUAUAUUCCAUGAAUAUUUGUUGUUUCUGAUUUCAUUUUGGAUUUGGUAUUAGUUUCUUUAAUGUACUAGAUAAGAAACUAUUAUUGAGAUAUGAUUUACAAAUUAUUUUUUAAUUGUACAUUCUUUGUGUGAGAUAGUAAACUUAUUAAAGAAAUUUGUUAGAAUAUUUUUAAUUAAUUUUAUUUAUUACUUAUAAUUGAGGUCUAGUUCUAAUUUAAUUUUCAUCAAACAAAACAUAAUUUGUGUGUAAUAAAUCUAAUAGGUGUAGUUUAAAUAUUUUCAAACAUUUUAUUAGUAAAUUUAAAUGGAUUGAAAUUGUUUUUUAUCUUUUAAUUUAUUUAAUAUAAUUUUUGUUACAGUAUAAAGGAACUUAUCUUAAGGAUACAUCUUCGUGGUCUGAUAUGCAAUACGAAGCAGAAGAUACAGUUUGUGAAACUAAAUAUUAUCCCCCAAAAAAGAGAUUUUUAGAAAAAGCCGAAAUGGUAAGAACUAGUUGAUAUAAUAAUUAAUAAGUUUUAUUUUAAAAUACCUUAUUAUAGAAUACAAGAAACUAAAUAUAAUGUAAGAGCAAUUUUAUACUUUUCAUCAUAAUUCAGUUAGUUGAUUUAACAUAAUAUUAUAUUUAAUGUUUAGUCUAUACACCUACUAUAGACUUUAAAAAUUACCUUUAAAACGUAAUAUGAUGUGUUGUAAAUUAUUCAUGUUCCGUUAUUAUACAGUUAAAAUAAUAACACAAUUAAGUCCACAAAAAGAAACUUACUUUUAUCCUAUCUAUUAUAUAUAACAAGCAAAGCUUGAAAGUAUUAGCAUUUACAUAUUCUUUUUGGUGAUACCUAGAAAAUUCUCAGUAAGACUCAAAUUUGUUUCAUACUUCACUGAUAUCAUAUACAACAUUUUUUCCCCUAUUUUUUCAUAUUUAGAAUUUAUAAUUAUUUUGCUAAUUUAGAGUUUUAAGUUUAUUUCUGUAUAAUAACGUAAAAAAAGGAAAUAAACAUUUAUUGUUCGAAAAAACAAAUUAACUUUGGUAAAGUAGAUGUGUAAUCUUUAAUAACAGCCUUUCACAAUUAAUAUGCUAACAAAAACUAACGUUUUUCAAUUAGUACAACUAAACUCAUUUGAAAAAGCAGUCUUAAUUAGUUAUUGUCCAUUACAUCACACAAUUCUGUUGAUUUCCAAUGAUUUGGUUAUUUUCAAAAUUGUUUUAACAGCAUCAUACUGCAAUAUAAUUAGAUUCAUCAUAUUAACUAUGUACUAUGGUGAUUAUUCACAAUGAUUUUAUUUUUUUUAUUUUGAUUUUACAUAUUUUUGAAUUUUUAUUGCUGUUUAUAGUGCUUAUUUUUGUGGUUUAAGGUUUUUAUAAGUUGGUUACUUUUACUUAGUUACUUAGGGUAUUCAACAGCAUGUGUUCAUUUAAUGGAUGUGUUAUAUUUAUUUAAAUAUUGGAUUCUAUAACUUUAUAGCCUAUAAUUUAUAUUUAAUAAGUACAUUAUCUUUUACUUUUAUUUAAAUAAUUUUAUUUUUAUUAAUUAUUUUAAUCAUAAUUUGAUCAGUAUUUUUUUUUAUUAAAAACAUAAUAUUUUUAAAACAAAUUAUUUGGAUUUUAGGAAGCAGAUCAGACAGAAUGUACAGUAGAAAGUAGUUUACCUACUAGGAUUCGAUCUCCAAAUGACAAUGAUUAUCUAAGCGUAUCUACUAAGUGUUUGAAAGAGACUAUUCUUCAGUGCCGUAAUGCCAUUGAGGCCGAUUCUACUAGGCCAAAUACUAAAGCAUCUGAGUUCCUACAUCGUACCUUUGGUGAUGUUGCCAAGAACAAUAAUGUAGACGCUGAGAAAAAUAUGAAUCUCUGUGUUCAAAAUGCUCAAGAUCAAAAGACUGAACCAUAUUAUCGGUCUGGGUACAAAAAAUUCACUUUAAGACGUAUUGAAGAAGACUCAAAUGAUUCAAAUGUAAUAGAAACUCCUCCAGUGAUUGAACAGGUACCUGAAACUAUAAGUGAACAAAUUGAAGUAAGUGAAGUAAAUGAAUCUAGAGGAAAAAGAAAUAGAGCUUGCAAAGGAGUUCGUUACCAACAGUUUAUGAAUGAUACAUUAUCAAAACGCCAAAAUAAAAAACUGUAAUUAUAUAUAAAAACGUUUUUAAUCUUGUUUAUCUUCCUAUUUUAUUUAUUAUUAUUAUUUUUUUUUUUUAGGGGACCAAAAAAAUUAUUGAGUACUACUGAGACUGUAGCAAAACGUCGUAAAGGUAAAAAAUGUGACAUAAAAGAAGAAAUGAAUCAAGUUACUGAAAUAAAUUCAUUACCAAAUCAAUCUCGUCGGGAAACUAGAAAUAGUGCAAAGGCAGCUGCACUGCUCAAACAAAAAGAAAGCUCUGAUGAAAUGGUUGAAGAUAAUAAAAGAAAAUUUGUGUAUGUUAUUUGUUUACACUGAAUACAUAAUUUGUAUAAUAUUGAAUUACAUGUAUAUAUUUUUUUAAAUUUAGUCCUGAUGUCAGUAAAGACCUUAAUUCUACUUCUAUUAUGGUACUUCCUAAAAAACGUUUCAGAACCAAGUAUGUACUAUUUUUGUUAUUUAUUUAAUUACCUAUGUAUUUAUUUUUAUUUAUUUUUAGUGAAAAUGAUAACCAAUGCAAAACUUCUGAAGAACCAAAAAGACUGCCUUCACCAUUAUCUUCAGAAACAAGUUCCAGUAGAUUAUCAAGUCCAGAAUCCAGUAGCAGUAACAGUUCUACUCAUGUACACUAUAAAAAACGUGUAUCACGAACAUUUGCCGAAAGUCAAAUUGGUUUAUUAAGUGAGUAUACUAGUUUGAAUUCAAUAUUCUAAUAUUUAUUGACUUUUGACUUUUAUAUUUAUUAGGUUCUACUUUGUCAAAUACUGAUGUAAACUUGCAAACAUUAGCUGAUGUUGCCUUGCGAGGUAUUCCAUUUUAAUCAUUAUGUAAGUUAUUUAUGCUUAUUAUUAUGUACUUUGAUUUAUUAAACCUGUAGAUUUUGAUUUUAGUACUAAAAAUGUGUAAAUGUAUUAUUAGUUUGUAUGAUUAGUACAGUGGUUUUUAAACUGGGUAUUUACUAGGUGUGCUGCGGUCUUUUCAAAUUUGUUUUCCUUACCAUUGUAACUGCCAGUUACGAUAAUCCGCUCAUUAAGUAUGAAGUCUUACCUCUUUUGAAUAUGACUCAUCAAUUUUGUACAAAAAAUUAAACAAUAAUAAAAAAAAAAGUCACAGUGUGCAGUGAAAAACAAAGUGUACCGCAGUCAAAUAAAGUUUGAAAACCACUGGAUUAGUAUUAGUAAUCUUUAAUUGGUAUAUAUUUUUCACUAUUUAUAGAAUUUCAUAACACUUAUUUUUAAAUUAAAAUUCCUAAUGUUAUCAUUAAUAGUAAUCUUAUUUGUAUAAAAAAUUGUACUUAUAAAAAUAUAUACAAACAAUUUAAAAAAAAUGGUUUUGAUACCGAAUUAUAUUGAUUAAUGUUAUUUCCAAAACUAUUUUUUUUAUAUAUAUAUUCAAUAUGUAUCAAAUCUAUUCAAAUACUAAAUGUAUUUGAAAAAAGGAAUAAUUGUAAGAAAUAAUUUAUUAAAAAAUACCACAACUAAAUUAAUUAAUUAAUAUUAUUUAUUAUUAAAAUAAUUUUUUUAUGUUUUGAUUUUCAGUUAAGUAUCCAACUACCAAUAUUAAUUGUUAUUAUAUGCAUAAUAUGCAUUAUGGUUCAGUAGCAGAUUGAUAUUUUAGCAAUACCAAUAUGUUGAUAAUAUAUUACCAAUUUAGUUAUUUGUUUGACACAUCUUUAUAUAUUUUUAUUUAAUUUAGAAUUUCUUACAAUUUAAUUUUAAUGUUGUAAUUUAUUGGACAUAAGUAUGCCAAAUAAAAAUGGAAAGUCCAUUUAUGUUACACUAAAAAUGUUAGUACAAUUUUCUUGUUUAUAUCAAUAAGUUAAAUGUAUGUUUUUCCUUACCUUUUUUUUUUUAACCAUUACCUACCUAUAUAAUAAUUUUUAAAUAUUGCUCAAAAAUAUGUUUGUGUAUAAAAACAGGGCAACUGUUAAACUUAUGUGUUACGUUUUAAAUGUUAAUAUGCUCAAAGUUUUAGUUAGUUCAUAGUUCAUUUCAUUAUUUUAUUAUUUAGUAAUAAUAGUAUCUAAAUUUGGCAGUAUCUUUUUAAAUCUGAUUUAUCAGAUUAUUAAUCUUAUUUAUCCCAUAUUAUUUUGUUAAGCUAAUUUAAGAUCUGUGUAAAUAAUAGAGGAUCAUUCAUUCCUAUUUUUAUUACUACAAAUAUGGUAUAAAUACACUUUUUUUUAUAAUAUUUUCUCAAAUUAACUUCUAAAAUAUUUUUUUUAAAUUUAAAUUUUCAACUAUUUACCAGCACCUAAAAGUUAAAAUUAAUAUCCACGUCUUAAUAUUGUUAAUGUGUGUAUUUUUUUGAUCUCGAAUUGUGUAUUCCAUUAAAUUUAUAAAUUAUUAGGCAUGUUUGACUAUCCAAAUUCUAAAUUAUUUUUAAAAAAAAUAACUCAGAAAACAAAUUUCCUUGGGAAAAAUGGUCACUGCCUUAAACUUCCUAAAUUUUAGACAUUUCAUAAAUAAUAAAAAAAAACUUAAUACUUAUAAAUUACUUAAAAUUUACUUUUUUAUUCCAAAAAUAAUAUUUUAUCUAUCUGAAAACCUGAUAUUCAACAUAAUUUCACUUUUCUUGGUAUUUUAAUCAUUUUUGUUAGUUAAAUCUACAUGAAUGUUUAGAAAUACCUCUACCAGACAUGUCAAUUAUAGAGUUACAAGUUCCUUUUUUUUUUUUCAACCAUUUGUUUAUUAGUUUUUAAUUAAUCUUGUGUAUGCAAAUUAAUGGAUAUUAGCAGUAUUUAUUUCUUGUUAAUAUAUAUUUUAAUUAAGUUAUUUGUACAUUUUGAUAAUUACAAUGUACAUACACUUUCUUGUGACUCUACAAUGUAUAAUUAAGAAUACAUAUGUAACUUAGGUAAAGUAAUACUAUUUGUUCUAUAGUAAGAAAUAAUAUCAUUGAUGUUUUUAUUAUGAAUUAUAAGUUAUAACUAUUUGCUUGUCUAUCAUUGAAAUUUCAUAAUUUGUAUUGUUCCCAAACUGAUUGUAAUAUUGUUAAACUGAAUGGACAAUUUGUACUGAUUAAGUUUGAAUAUAAUAAAAUUCCACCUGACUGUCACGGUGGUUUUUAUUACAAUAA